Messenger RNA from Ogataea polymorpha, 3045 nucleotides. RefSeq lists its product as uncharacterized. The transcript has a single exon. The record is from RefSeq and is a predicted model, not a curated record. The coding region runs from base 581 to 1618 and encodes 345 amino acids. NCBI's taxonomy places the organism in Eukaryota, Fungi, Ascomycota, Pichiomycetes, Pichiales, Pichiaceae.
CGAUGAUGAGAAUGUGCAGCUGCUGUUUGCAGAGGAGGGUGAGGACAACGAGUGGAGCGACGAGAGUGAACAAAGCGAGCAGGAGGAAGACGAGGAAGACGAAGAAGGGAACGAAACGGGCGGAGCCGAGGAGGAGGCCGGUUCAGGCUCUCCCGACGCCAAUUCAGACGAAAUGUUGUCGUCGUCGGAGCUGUCUGCGUCAGACACGGACGAGAGCGAGGGGGAGCGCGAAUUGCAAAAGGAACAGAAGCGGCGCAGAAAAAAGAUCGAGAUCCCGGCGAUCCGCAGGAAGCCUACUGUUUCGGCGCCGCGCAAGAGGCGCAAGGUCGACUUGGAGACGGGCGACAGACGGCUUUCGACAAGAACCACCACGGCACAGAAUACGCAGGCCAUCCAGGAAAAGCUGGUCAAGAUGAAGGAGCGACAGUCGCACACCAAGACGCGCGUGCGGGAAGAGUACGUCGAAAAGACGCUGGAGGAGAACCUGGAGGAGGCAAAGGUGACAGAGGAAAUGAAUACGCUGUCGCUGAACCUGUUUUUCCAGCAGGAGGUUGAAAAGAAGAAGAAACAGCGCGACCUGAUGAACAGCAAGCGGUUUCGGCUGAUGGAGUAUAUUUCUUUCCAGAGUUUUGGCAAGCUGGUGACGCCGCAGGACGAGCUAGACCGGAUCAGAGAAGAGAAGGAGAGAGAGGAGCUGGCGCGGCGUACGACAAAGAGGCGCGGCCGGAGACGUAAGAGCGAGAUCGAGCGCGCACGAUUGGAGGCAGAGAGGCAGCAGCAGCAGCAGCAGCAGGGAGACGUGAAGCAGGAGGAACAGGACAGGCAGGAAGAAGUGUUUGAUGAGACGACGGUCGUCAAGGAAGAGACAAAGGACAUUAAUGAGGAAACGAGCGAGACGGGGAAUGAGGCGACAGCGAAGGAGGAGGAAAUAAAGGAGGAAACGAAGCAAGAAACGAAGCAAGACACCGAGGAGGCAGUCGAAGAGGCCAUAGAGCAAGAUGAGGUCGAAACCAAGGCCGUGCCGGUUGAAGGUCCCCCACAAAGGGUGGCCGUCCAGUUUAUCGAGUCGCACCUGCGCAAGGACAUCACGCGUCUGGAGCUGAAGACGAUCCUGUUUGGCCCGCAGUCGAUCGUCCCCGGCCCGCACCGCGACCCGCACGCUCAGACGAUCUACACAAUCAAGCGCGACUUCCAGAAAGAGCUGGACCUCAAGAAGGUCACCAAAGAGCGCGACGCGGUGUACGAGAAACUGCUGCAGCUCCCCAAGUUUGGCGAAACGUACCACACGGUGGAAGAUCUGGGCGUCGCCAAGCAGACCGACGAGCACGUGAUUAACAUCACGACACCGGCGCCGUUGGGUAUCUAUCUGCCGAACGGGGCCAAGAAGCAGUGUCCGAUCAACGGCGAGGACGCGAUGUACUACGACCCCUCGAACGGCGUGCCGUACAACUCGGUCGAGGGGUACAAGGUGCUCAAGCACGUUGCCGAGGGCGGCUACUUUUGGACGCAGAUCGACGCCGGCGGCGUCAACUCGCUGUACAAAGGCGGUGUCGGGUGCUAUUUCGGCCGCUGGGACGACCGGCACGCACAGGGCGUGCCGGAGGGCUUUGCUGGAUGAUCGGGAGACGUUUAUUGUGCUACAGAUCUAUGGAAUGUCAGCUGGUGUUGUGUUUGAGUUCGCUCUCAAAGGUCGCGAGCAGAUCGUUCUGGAAACGCUCGAACACCGCGCGGGCCUCGGGCACCAGGUGUGUGCGGACGAGGGCUCUUUUUUCGGCAUCGCCGGUGACCUCGAACUCGAAGUUCUGCUGGUCGUGCUCGAACUCCACGAGACGCACCGUGUGUUCGGAAACAGAGCCGUCGUGGUCGACCUGGACGACAAACUCCACUUGCAGGUCGAAGAUGCAACGCACUUUGCCCUUGCGCUGGGUCACGUCGCAGUCCCCGGCCACAGGCUUGACGCUGCUGACAGAGAGCGUGUGGUUGUCGCUUGCGACGCGCACCUUUGGCAGCCGCUGCUGGAAGUAUUCAUUGGCCCAGCCGAUACAGUUCUUGUCGACCCAGUGCCAGUUGUUUGGGUUGUGUAUGGUGGUCAUGGCGAGAGCUGCUUGGGUGCUGAGAUUAUAUACCACGAUAAAUCUAGAAAAAUCUUUUAUUGACCCGUGCGUCGGUUGGCGUCGAGAAUAUUCAGCAGCUGGCGGAAAAAAAUGUCGCUGCACGGCUCGACAGCGAGGUUGUGCGCGGCGCCGUCGAGCUCGGUGUAGCUUGCGUGGGUGCAUCCGGCGCUCUGUAGGUUGUCAAUGAAGGUCUUGCUUGCCCGGCAGUCAUUGAUGUGGUCGGCGUUGCCGUGCAGAAUGGCAAUUGGCAGGUUUUUGUCGUAGCGAGUGUACAGUUCUGGCUGGAGCAGUCGUUUGCCGCGCAGCACAAAGUCGCGAGCCUCGAUCGCCGUGGCCGUCAGCUUGGCCGGCGGCGUCUUGCUUUGGAUGAACUGUUGCACCUCGGGCAACGACGAAACGUACUCCACCUUAAGUGGGGUCUUGAUGCGCACGUACCGAGCAGGAGGAACGGCCCAGCACAGAGCACGGAUCGCCCACUCGUGGUGCUUGGGCACCGCUGUUUCCGGCGAGAGCUCUAUCAGCGGCGAGCACGCAACCGUCAUCAGCAGCCGCUCGCGGUACGUGCCAAACGCGCUGUAGUUGAGAAUCAGCCCGCCGCCCAUCGAAUGACCCAUCAGAAUCACCUUUUCGUCGGAUUCCAGAUUCCGUUUGAUGAAAAAGUCCAUAUCCUUGUAGACGCGCGAGUCGUCGUUGCUGGAUUGCACAUUGCCAGCCGGCCGCGACGUGCCCUCGCCGCGCUGGUAGUGGAAAUGUACGUCGUAGCCGUUGGCUGUCAGUACGUUGAAGAGCCCAAAAAAAAGCUCAUAUAUGUCUCUGUAGCCGUGGAUGAAGACAAUGCGGCCUUUGUACUCGCCGCUGUGUUUGUGCAGAAAGGUGGGGAACACGCAGCCAUCGUGGUCCACCUCUGCCGUCUCAACCGCGCACUCCAGUU